UCCGUUACUGGGUUCAUCCUGUCUGCAACUACCCUCCUGAACCCCCUCCCUAAAUCCAUCCCGUUCGAACGCUAACACAGGAGCUGUCCUCUGAGAUUCUGGAUGACUUUAUUCUUCAAAUGGCUUUACCCUUCCAAUAGCUCCAGGGACCCUCCACUCCCCAUAUCCAGGAAAAUGUGAUGAGCUACAGGUAUCAGCUCCUAGAUCACCACUUCGCCUAGCCACAAGUGACUCGCAAGAUCCCGCGAGGUACGUCAGGAAGAUGUCUAAAGAAAUGGCAGACCAAAAAGAAGCUGGAGGAAAAGAGGCGUACAGCGACCAGAUCAAAGAAUCGGGCAAAGAAGAGGAACCUCCAGCUGCUUCAUCCCAUGGCCAGGGGUGGCAUCCCGGUGGCAAAACAGCUAGGAACUCAAGGCCUGAACCCGGGGCCAGACCCUCUGCAGUCUCCACCAUGGUCAAUGACCCACCAGUACCUGCCAUGCUGUGGGCCCAGGAGGUGGGCCAUGUGUUGGCAGGCCGUGCCCGAAAGCUGCUGCUGCAAUUUGGGGUGUUCUUCUGUACCAUCCUCCUCCUGCUCUGGGUGUCUGUCUUUCUCUAUGGUUCCUUCUACUAUUCCUACAUGCCGACAGUCAGCCACCUUAGCCCGGUGCAUUUCUACUACAGGACCGACUGUGACCCCUCCACCUCCUUACUCUGCUCCUUUCCUGUUGCCAAUGUGUCCCUAGCUAGAAGUGGACGUGACCGCGUGCUGAUGUAUGGACAGCCGUACCGCGUUACCUUAGAGCUUGAGCUGCCAGAGUCCCCUGUGAAUCAAGGUUUGGGCAUGUUCUUGGUCACCAUUUCGUGCUACACCAGAGGCGGCCGAAUCAUCUCCACUUCUUCGCGCUCCGUGAUGCUGCAUUACCGCUCAGACCUUCUCCAGAUGAUUGACACACUGGUCUUCUCUAGCCUUCUGCUGUUUGGCUUUGCAGAGCAGAAGCAGCUCCUGGAGGUGGAGCUGUACCCGGAAUACAGAGAGAACUCGUAUGUGCCGACCACCGGAGCAUUUAUCGAGGUCCACAGCAAGCGCAUCCAGCUGUAUGGAGCCUACCUCCGCAUCCAUGCCCACUUCUCUGGGCUCAGGUACCUGCUGUACAACUUCCCAAUGACCUGCGCCUUCGUAGGUGUUGCCAGCAACUUCACCUUCCUCAGCGUCAUCGUGCUCUUCAGCUACAUGCAGUGGGUGUGGGGAGGCAUCUGGCCCCGACACCGCUUCGCUUUGCAGGUAAACAUCCGAAAAAGAGACGGUUCCCGAAAGGAAGUCCAAGGAAGGAUCUCUGCCCGUCAGCCAGGCCAAGAGGAGUCAACCCAGCUAUCAGACAUUACAGAGGAUGGUGAGAGCCCUGAAGAUCCCUCGGGGACAGAAGGCCAGCUGUCUGAGGAAGAGAAACCCGAUCAGCAGCCCCUGAGUGGAGAGGAAGAGCUAGAGCCGGAGGCCAGUGAUGGUUCAGGCUCCUGGGAAGAUGCGGCCCUGCUGACAGAGGCCAACCUGCCUGCUUCUGCCCCUGCCCUGGCCCCAGAGACUCUGGGCAGCUCUGAGCCCUCUGGGGGCUCUCUCCGGCAGCACCCCACCUGCUCUAGUUCCUAAAGAGAACAGGGCAGAGUCCUAUUCCACUCUUCAGACUUUACCCCCAAGCUGAUUUACAGCCACCAGAUAACUGGGCUUGUUUGUCUGAUUUGGUGAACUGACUCUUCUUCCCUAUCCUGAUGUGUCUGUGACUUCAGUCCUUUUCCACCUGACCCCUUCCUUUUCCUGUGGCUCCCCCAAUAAACUAUAUUCUUGCCAGGUG
Molecule: messenger RNA, 1829 nt
Organism: Rhinolophus ferrumequinum (greater horseshoe bat)
Lineage: Eukaryota; Metazoa; Chordata; Mammalia; Chiroptera; Rhinolophidae
Gene: BSCL2
Product: BSCL2 lipid droplet biogenesis associated, seipin
Exons: 13
Coding region: 263-1627 (454 amino acids)
Biological process (GO): lipid droplet organization; lipid storage
Cellular component (GO): endoplasmic reticulum membrane
Source: RefSeq, a predicted model, not a curated record